UCUGUGUAUUUUCAGCCACACGCUGACAGCUGUGCAGCAACCCCACGUACGUGCUCAUAUCCGGAGGAACACAGAGACAGAGAGGAGAGACGGAGGAGAGGCUGAGACAUCCCUCGUGUUUUUUUUGCACCUUUUUUUUUGCUCCGCAGACGCGUACGUGACUUAUCUGCUCCCGGAUUUCCCUUCAACUUUUUCUGUGUGGUUUUUAUACUGUUUUUCACUGUCGCAUCCCCUCCAUCCUCCGACUCUUUGGAAUGAACUGUUUCCCUGCCUGCGUCGUUUCCAUGUCAGCAUGGGAACUGCCGUGUCCAAAAGGAAGAAUUUAAGAAACGAUGCGAUAUCUUCUGUGGCAGCAAAAGUUAGAGCAGCGAGAGCAUUUGGAGAGUACCUGUCCCACACACACCCUGAAAACCGAAACGGAUCAGCUCAUCUUCUGUGUGAAACCUUGGUGGGUCCCGACCCGGAGUCCCCAAGUGACACGAUUGGUCCCAACAACAAUAAUCACCUUCACCCCUGCUCCAACACUACCAAGGGCUGUGAGGACAAACGGGAGUCCAGCCUGGUGAAACCCCCGCUGGGCUUACUCCAGCCACCUCCCCCCUCCAUCACCAUCUCUACCAAAGCGUCACGACUCUCCCUUGAGCGCAGCUUCUCAGCGGAGGAAGACCAGCAGAAGUCCGUCGAGUGCACCCUGCAGCCUGCCCGCGUGUACACCAUCACCACCCAGCGCGGUAUGCUGAUGAGCAGCGGCCGGGGCAGCAAGGAGAGCCUAGAACUGGACGUCCUAAAGGAAAAGACGGGGAGUGGCGGGGUUGGAUCCAGAGGUGGCUUGAUCCAGUCCUCCACUUCCCCUUCCUCCACCUCAUCUUCUCCAACACAAUACCACCAGGCCAGCAGCGGCCGUUGCACCAGCCACCAUCACAGAAACCAUCACGACCCUCACCACGGGAACCACCACCAUGCGCCCUCCAGUAGUGCAGGAAGUAGCGGGGCAAGUGGAAGCAGCAGUAGCAACCAGCAGCAGCAGCAGCAGCAGCAGCAGCAGCAGCAGGCUUUAAACGUCGCUGGAUCCCACUCCCAUCAUGGAUCACACCACCACCACCAUCACCUGUCUCAACCCCCACUGCAGACCUCCGUCAGCGCCCACAACAUCCGCAGCUGGGGCGAGGGUGGAAAAGGGGAGGCGGAGUGCAGCGGGCUGGCCUGUGAGUCAUGCAGCGGCGCCCCCUCACGGAGCCAGGGCUCCCUGGAUCUGGAGAGCGCUUCCCGAGAGGCAGGCAAGCAGCACCGACGCCUAGAGCGGAUGUGGAGUGUGGACCGGGUGACUGGGCUGGAGAGAGAAGACACUAACUGGUUCCCCAAGGAAAAUAUGUUCAGCUUUCAAACUGCCACAACAACCAUGCAGGCGAACUUCCGGAAGCAUCUUCGGAUGGUGGGCAGCAGGAGGAUGAAAGCACAGACAUUCGCAGAGCGUAGAUCGAAGAGUUUCAACCGUUCCUGGAGUGACCCCACCCCUGUCAAGACAGACCCUCCUCAUGAACCCAGAGACAGCGGAGACCUGCAGACCUCCUGUAAUACCUUGGAUGAAGGAGGCCUUGAUGACAGUAUGGACUGGGAGGAGGAGAGGGAGAUGGAGAGGCUUGCCUGUGAAGCGGACGACUUUGUACCUCCCAAGAUCAUGCUGAUCUCAUCUAAGGUCCCGAAGGCAGAGUACGUUCCCACUAUAAUCCGCAGGGAUGACCCCUCCAUCAUCCCCAUCCUCUAUGACCAUGAACAUGCAACUUUUGAUGAUAUUUUGGAGGAAAUAGAGAAGAAGCUCACAGCUUACAGGAGAGGAAGCAAGUUCUGGAGGAUGCUCAUCUUUUGUCAGGGAGGCCCCGGUCAUCUGUAUUUACUGAAGAAUAAAGUGGCAACUUUCGCUAAGGUGGAAAAGGAGGAGGACAUGAGCCAAUUCUGGAGGAGGCUUAGUCGCUUCAUGAGUAAAAUCAACCCAGAACCCAACCUCAUCCACAUAAUGGGAUGCUACGUCCUGGGCAACCCCAAUGGAGAGAAGCUGUUCCAGAAACUGAAGAAUCUGAUGAGGCCUUAUUCUGUCGAGUUUGAGUCGCCGCUGGAGCUGUCUGCGCAGGGCAAAGAGAUGAUUGAGAUGUACUUCGACUUCCGCCUCUACCGACUCUGGAAGACGCGCCAGCACUCCAAACUCUUGGACUAUGAGGAGUUUUUGUGACGAAGAAACUCGGAUGACGGGCCCCGCAGAGCCCCCCCUCCCAGUGCCACGAGGAACAACUGUUAACAACUGAUCCAAUGACUGAACCUUGCUCAACUAUAGCGCUCGACCCGUCAACUCAAUAUAAACAGUCACGCCUCCUUUCAUCCUGGAGAGGACUGAGAGAAGAGGAGGAGGAGGGAUGACAGGCAGGACAAGGAGGCUGAAGACAAACUAAAUUACUCCGUGCCUCAGCUCCUCCUCGUUUUCAGAGAAAGGAUCAGGGACUAACAAGGGCCGAGAAAACACGCAUAAAAGAAAAUGAGGAAAUAGCAGAGACGUCUGGACUGUUCAUGUCUUAGUCAUCAACUCCCUUUGCCUCCUGAGUUUGAAAGGAAAAUCAAAAAUUCAAAUGUGUAAAAAACGAAAUAUCAUUUUAGUCUCACCUCUGUUGCAAAGACACAUUUUUCUGAGGCUGAUGUGCUUCAGAAAAAUCACCGAAACUCAUCCUGCCAUUAUGUGGUUCUGUGUUUUGACCGAACCUCUCAGACGACCCCGGACACAUGCAUAUACAUGAAUAAUCCAUAUGUCGAUGUGUGUAUAUAUCACAUUAAUAUAUUAGCAUAGCUUUAGUCAUGCAAAUAAUACUCUAUAUGAAAAUAAUGAUGCAUCAUUUAUUUUUGAUGUGCAUUGUUGUGCAGUUUCAUAUGGAAAUACUUUGGAAUAACUCAGGUUUUAGCCAUGAAGUAAUUAAUCUGUUUGUCUAUUCUAUCAAGAUAUUGUAAUCUUCAUCGCCAUCGCUUGGAACGAAUGUAUUAUCUCUCUAGAAAUGUAUCUUCGGUUUGAGGAAUUGAGCUUCAUGUUUUGGUAAAAAAAAUAACAAAAAAAAAAGUGCUGAUUUUGUGUGCGAGUGUGCGCGCGUGUUUCCCAUGUCAAAAAAAAAGAAAACAGGCAGAUGUGUUGUGUAUUUUCUC
Epinephelus moara (kelp grouper) is the source of this 3180-nucleotide messenger RNA. RefSeq names its product NMDA receptor synaptonuclear signaling and neuronal migration factor a (gene nsmfa). Gene Ontology annotation, cellular component: cytoplasm; nucleus. Gene Ontology annotation, biological process: positive regulation of neuron migration; regulation of neuronal synaptic plasticity. The record is from RefSeq and is a predicted model, not a curated record. The coding region runs from base 293 to 2227 and encodes 644 amino acids. The transcript is spliced from 14 exons. NCBI's taxonomy places the organism in Eukaryota, Metazoa, Chordata, Actinopteri, Perciformes, Serranidae.